AUAAACUGACUCCAACCCUUAUUUAGUCCCUUCUGAAAUUAUCAUCUGCCAAAGGGUUAGUUCGAAUCCGUGUAUUCUGUAAAAAAUGAAGGGAUUGAUACUGGUUUUGGUUUGUGUUUUCGUGGUGGUUUCGGUUGAAGCCGCCACAGUUUGCGGCCCAAUAUGUAAGAUGUUCUGCAUUAAUGGGUUUGUAAAAAAUGAAGACGGUUGUCCGAUAUGCAAAUGCAAUUCCAUUCCUAAACCUGAAGUAAACGCAUGUGGUCCAAUGUGUAAAAUGUUCUGUCGUUAUGGGUACGUAAAGGACGACAACGGUUGCUCUCUGUGCCAGUGUAACCCUGCACCAAAAUGCCCAGCUGUGUUGUGCCUGAUUAAGUGCACGAACGGAUUAUUGAAGGACGAGCAGGGCUGUCCUACCUGUGCCUGUGCUGAUCCCGAUAUUGGAAAAUAAAUCCUUCAAUCUAACCAUUCUGAUGAUAUUCGGAAUACAGGAAUUUGAGGUGUAUUUUUGCUCAAUAAACUUUAAACAAAAGAAGACUUAUCAAAUCAUUCUAACUUUGUCUGUAACGAAUGUCAUCCAAUCUUUAAUGAUUUAAUCGUUUGUGUGAUGUGAUUCUGUGUAUAAGGAGAUAAUUAUAUAGCGCUUGUAAAACUACACCAGUAAACAAUGUUCUUUGGAAAAGUUUCAAACCACAGCACAAAACAAUGUACAAAGUACGCACAGACAAUAUAUGGAGAGAGAGAGAGAGUAUUAGCUUAUUGCCGAAAUAAAACGUUUUAGCACAG
This is a messenger RNA of Lingula anatina, 783 nucleotides long. RefSeq lists its product as uncharacterized. Gene Ontology annotation, molecular function: serine-type endopeptidase inhibitor activity. The record is from RefSeq and is a predicted model, not a curated record. NCBI's taxonomy places the organism in Eukaryota, Metazoa, Brachiopoda, Lingulata, Lingulida, Lingulidae.